Aspergillus puulaauensis is the source of this 942-nucleotide messenger RNA. RefSeq names its product alpha/beta hydrolase. The transcript is spliced from 2 exons. The record is from RefSeq and is a predicted model, not a curated record. NCBI's taxonomy places the organism in Eukaryota, Fungi, Ascomycota, Eurotiomycetes, Eurotiales, Aspergillaceae. Bases 1 to 942 code for a protein of 313 amino acids. Gene Ontology annotation, molecular function: hydrolase activity.
AUGGACACUCAACUAGCAGAUUCAUGGCUCCAGUUUGUUCGUGAACUGGGAUUUUCACCAGUCCUGGACGGGCCAUACGAAAACCUCAUGCAGGGAUGGGGAGCAAUAUUCGGCAAACUCAUGACACUUUACAAGUUUCCUCCACCAGACUUGACUGUGCAAACGGAGGAUAAGAUUGUCAACGGCAUCAGCACACGAAUUUAUGUACCACCCGACGUGAUUAACCCGCCGGUUGCACUCUACUUUCACGCAGGGGGAUGGAUCAUGGGCGGCGUGGACGAAGAGGACGGAUUCACCCGCGCACUCAGCAAGAUAAGCCGGACCACGAUACUGAGUGUAGGAUACCGUCUCGCCCCGGAGUACCAAUUCCCGACCCCCCUCGAGGACUGCGUGAAUGUAGCACAGUGGGCGCUGGAGACAUACCCCGGCAAAUCCGUUUCGUUCAUCGGGGCAUCAGCCGGAGGAAACCUCGCCUUCAGCACCGCCCUCUCUUUCGUUGACAAAGGACUAGGCGACCGAGUGCAAGGCGUAAUCGGAAUAGCCCCGGUAACCGUCCACCCAGAGGCCGUUCCCGUGGAAAAACGGUCCCAGUAUACUUCGUAUCACGAGAACGACCGAGCCACGGUCAACACCGACUCGGCGAUGCGGACUUUCCUCGACUGCUAUGGAGCACCGCCUGAGGAUCCUCGGCUUUCUUGUCUGCUGCAUCCACGGCUCGGUGAGCUGAACAAGGCCUACAUGGCGAUUGGUGGGGCGGAUACACUGAGGGAUGAUGUUAGGUUGAUGAAGGAAGCGCUGACCGACCUUGAGGUCCCUGUGCGAUGCGACAAGUACCCUGGGUUUCCGCAUUUCUCAUGGCUGUUUCCUUCGCCGGUCCUGAAGGAGCAUCAGGAGGAAUUCUUCGGUAAUCUGAUCCGUGGGAUUCAAUGGGUGCAGGAAUGA